AUGUGCAAUAGACUCUGUUUCAAAGCGAAACGUAUUCAUGAUGCCUUAGAAUCUGGUAAAUUUGUAAAAUCAAAUAGCUGUAAUUCUUCAGAGAAUACACUUCAAAGUCAAGAGAAAGCAUCGCAUUCUCUUUCGAAGCUUGAUGAUAAUUUAGACUCUGUAAAUACAGAUGAAGCUACAACAAGCAAUUCAGGCUUAAAUCUUCCACCAGCUCAUUUAGGUGAGAUUGACACUGAGUCGCAGGAAUCUACUCCUGCACAGUAUCCAUUUGUUGAAUUGGUUCAAAAUAAAGAAUCCAAUCUCAUGACUAGUCCCGAUAAUAUACUAGCUGAAACACAAGACUUUUCAGAACCUGCAGAUAUUAGCCUGGCUAUGCUGUGUCAUAGAAUCAGUCGUCUACAAACUGAAGCUGAGGCUGUUGCUAAAGCCAUUUCAGCUAAUGGUGGUGGUUCUAUAAGAAAUAAACAAUCAAUAAGUAUACCCGUAUCCAAUCAGCAAUACACUGGGAAUAAUAGCGUUGCAUACGAAGAACAAUCAACCAUUACUGAUCUUAAUACUUUAGUGAGCAGUAGUGACAACAACAACAACAAUGGUAAUCGAAAUAACGAAAUAUGCAGAAACGACAGUCAAAAGUUAUCACAGAAAUCUCAGGAACAAACUGGGCAUGCUCUCAGGUCAACUAAUAAAGAGGGACAAUUCCAUCAAUCAAGUAAUAGUCAAGAAAAUGUCUGAACAACAGAUAAGACAGAGAGUUGUUAGGUGAGUUCCACCAACAUGAAGGCUAUCAUCAUCGCAUACGAAAUGUAUGCGAUGUAUGCACAACAUUUCACUUGAAAUUUUUCUCCGAUUAAUCAAUUGAAUCUGUAAGAUGUAAUAAAUAAUAAUAUAGGUCAAUAAAAGGAAACCUAUGAUUAUAAUUACCUCAGGUGGCGAG
This is a messenger RNA of Trichobilharzia szidati, 934 nucleotides long. Lineage: Eukaryota; Metazoa; Platyhelminthes; Trematoda; Strigeidida; Schistosomatidae. The record is from the annotation of a GenBank genome assembly.